AUGCGCAAGACAGGUGCGCGUGUCCCCCCUGCUUUGCACCCCGAGCCCACUAAAACUACGCGCUGCGAGAAAGCGCCGCCUGUGUAUGAUAUGCAUGGCAAGCAGCGUCCUCUGGUGCAGUAUGCCAUCAUGAUGGAUGCUGGCAGUACGGGCAGCCGUAUUCAUGUGUACAAGUUUAAUUACUGCACAUCUUCGCCUGAGCUGGAGUUUGAGCACUUUGACCAUAUUGAGCCCGGUCUGUCCUCUUACGGUGCCGAUGCCUUGGGCGCUGCUAACUCUCUCCGUCCUCUUCUUGACAAGGCCAUGCAGAUCAUCCCUCCAUCGUUGCAACGAUGUGCCCCUCUUUCUUUGAAGGCUACUGCAGGGCUCCGCUUGCUGGGUCCUGAGCAGAGUGAUGUGAUUAUCAAGUCGGUACGUGCGUUGAUUGAAGACCACUAUCCCUUCCCUAUCGCUGAUGGCGUCUCGGUUGAUGGCAGUCCCAGCACCCGUGGCGUAGAAAUUAUGAAUGGACGUGAAGAAGGCGUGUUUGCUUGGAUUACUGUGAAUUACCUGAUGAACUUAAUCGGCUCGGACAAGAAGAAAAAGACGGCGGCUGUCCUGGACUUGGGCGGUGGAUCGACCCAAAUUGUCUUUGAGCCGCAGCUGCAAGGUAUGGCGCCCAUGCACCCUGGCGACCAUGUAUACGAACUGCGGGACUUUGAAAAUGCUACAUUCACUUUAUACCAAAACUCCUAUCUUGGCUAUGGCCUCAAGACAGCACGCCAAUCGACCAACUCUCUCGCAGCUUUCAUGCAUUUCCAGUCUCACCAAGGCUCUUCACUCCCAUCAUGGGACAUGUUCACGCCGUCCAAUACCUUUAUUCCAAGCCCCUGCUAUGCAACUGGCAUGCAAAAGACCGCCAAAGUCUCGAAUGGGCCGGCCGGUUGGCGUGAAGUUACGAUGAUGGGAACACAUGGCGGCUUCCGUGCCUGCCAGCGCUUUGUCGAAGUCAUGAUGGACAAGGACGCCGAGUGCCACUUGGCGCCCUGUUCUUUUGCAGGCGUCUACCAGCCGUCGCUAUCUGAAGCGUUCAAGGAUGCGGAUAUCAUCGCCCUUUCGUACUUCUACGAUCGCAUUACCCCGCUGGGUCUGGGUCCCAAGUUCACAGUGAAGGAAUUGGGCCAGCUUGCGGAGCGAGUCUGUGCGCCGCCCAGCCAAUGGAGUCUGCUCAAGCCCGCCUUCUCCCGCGAAGCGCUUGCAGAGCUUCAGCAACGUGCAGACUACUGCCUGGAUUUGACAUAUAUGCACUCGCUCCUUCGUCUCGGCUACGAGUUGGACGAAUCACAUCAGCGACUUUGA
Molecule: messenger RNA, 1338 nt
Organism: Malassezia pachydermatis
Lineage: Eukaryota; Fungi; Basidiomycota; Malasseziomycetes; Malasseziales; Malasseziaceae
Product: gda1-guanosine diphosphatase
Exons: 2
Coding region: 1-1338 (445 amino acids)
Biological process (GO): protein N-linked glycosylation; nucleoside diphosphate catabolic process
Cellular component (GO): Golgi apparatus; membrane
Molecular function (GO): UDP phosphatase activity; GDP phosphatase activity
Source: RefSeq, a predicted model, not a curated record